Messenger RNA from Orbilia oligospora ATCC 24927, 816 nucleotides. RefSeq lists its product as uncharacterized. The transcript has 2 exons. Bases 1 to 816 code for a protein of 271 amino acids. Gene Ontology annotation, molecular function: acyltransferase activity, transferring groups other than amino-acyl groups. The record is from RefSeq and is a predicted model, not a curated record. Lineage: Eukaryota; Fungi; Ascomycota; Orbiliomycetes; Orbiliales; Orbiliaceae.
AUGUUCAUGGCAUCUCCGACAUCGACGCCGGCGGUACCCGGCAAGAGCGACAUCACCCUAAAAAUAAUCACCCAACGCAACGCAAACCCAAAGCUCACCAACAGGCUGUUGGAAAUCGCGACAACCGCAUUUCGAGAUGACCAGACUUUUGGUUGGCGAUAUCCGACUCGUCAUAAAUAUCCUGCCCAUCAUCGACAUAUGUUCUGGCGGUAUCUCGGGAACGAAUUACUAGAUCCGACAAUCUGGGUUGUUGUUGCAUAUAUAACGGAUAAUGGUAUUGAAGUUCCUGUAGGAUACUCGACGUGGCAGAGAAGGGGUCCUGGAACGGCUGAAGCUGUAAAGGGACGAGAUAAUUGGCUGCAGAAAUCUGAACGCAACCUUUUCGCUCUUCACGAAAGUUUGAAUAACUUUCUUUUCCCGAACCCGUCGGCGUACAAGCCAGCCAUAGAUCUUAUGGCUAAAGUCUUCGAAGAAACCGAAAACCUUGUCAAGCAAAUGCCACAAUUUGAAAACCACUUGCACCUUAAUAUAUUGGUAGUCGAUCCGGCAUAUCAGCGUCGGGGUAUCGGUGAAGCAUUGGUACGAUGGGGCGUUAACAAGUCGAUAAAGGAAGGCCUUCCAUGUGCUCUUGAAGCUUCCCGGGCCGGAAAAAGGGUAUAUACCAAAUGCGGUUUCGAAGAAAUCCAGACCUGUGAUGGGUUGCACCCGACUCCGGAAAAGCCUUGGCAGGAAGGCAUGCACUGCCGCGAGGAAGGUUGUCAAUUUGGCGUCGGCAGUUUUAUGAUAUUUGUACCCCCUUCCUUUCAUCUUCAAUAG